Molecule: messenger RNA, 14004 nt
Organism: Nothobranchius furzeri (turquoise killifish)
Lineage: Eukaryota; Metazoa; Chordata; Actinopteri; Cyprinodontiformes; Nothobranchiidae
Gene: srcap
Product: Snf2-related CREBBP activator protein
Biological process (GO): chromatin remodeling
Cellular component (GO): Swr1 complex
Molecular function (GO): ATP-dependent chromatin remodeler activity; DNA binding; ATP hydrolysis activity
Source: RefSeq, a predicted model, not a curated record
GUCAGCAGCAGCGAUCCUCCACCAUUUCGCUGCGUAACGUCUCCUCCCCGCGACCGCUACAUUCUGCGCCGAAACCCAGUCUCUCCCGGUCCGGAUUUUAACUUCUUCCCACAGACCUAGGGGUACCUCGUUGGGUACCGAGAGACAGUUUGGAUUACUGGCAUCACGGAUUGAGUACGAUUUUACGCGGAUGACGACUCCUUCAACGAGAAUUUAGUAAAAGAAAAUCGGUCGGAAAUUUCAGAAAAUAUGGAAGGCAUUCUAAUUUCAGCAUCCUGGAAGUAGAAAGCACAGAAGACCUGUGUCUCUCACCACGAACAGGUGCCGUGUGUAGCCGGAGCAGCCCAGAGGAAGAAAAAUCUGGGGAGGAGGCGGAGCGGCAGCACGCCUCUCCGGCUGUGGAUGUGCUGGGUAGCAACCCCCAGGCUGCACAGAAUGUGGCUGGGGAGUCACCUCGGCAUGCCCCGCAGCCGGUUGCAGCUGCCCCCCGCCCAGUCCCUCCACUCACAUGUUCGUCCACUGUGUCGCUGCCGAACAGCUGCAACUCUGCGUUACCUGGCAUGGAGAACACAGCUCCCAAGACCUUGCCGGGGACUCCCCCCAGCAGCAACCUUAAGGACUUCGUUUCACAAGAGGUCCCUUCUGAGGAGAGCAUCGCCGGACUUGCAAGAUCUUUGCCAACAUCACUGUCUGAGGACUGCAGUUCCUCUGCUGACAUGCAAAGACUUCAAUCAUCCUUCUGUCCUCCUCUCAAGUCGCAGAUUGACAGCACACUGCAAGAGAUUCAAUACGGGUCACAAACUAUUAAAGAGGAAAGCCUUGCAAACAGUCAGGCAAACCAGAUUCAGUCGCCUGGAGAAAGUGUGGAACCUGUGGUUGUUGCAGAAACAGAGAAGGAACGGUCCAUUGUGGAAUAUAAAACAGAGACUGGAAUACAUGUUGAACUUGGUGGAAAAGAGCAUACAGGAGCAGAGAUUCUCUUUCGACCCCAGUCUCAAAUCUGUUUCACAGUCUCAUCUUCCUCCGUUCCCCAAUCAAGCAUUGGUUUUAAAAUACAAGAGUCUGGAGAAAGUAGAGUUAUUGAGCAGUCUGACAUGGUUCCACUUGUCUCAACAAGUCAGUGCAGCCAGAAACUUCUAUCAUGUGAUGCAGAGUCAGCAGGUUGCCUCCAGGUCUCAGAGUCUGCACUCUCACUUUAUUCAACUGGUAAUACAGAGAUUAAACACUCUGACCAGUCAAAAACCCAGCCUACAACCAUCAAAGACAUUUCAGAAAAAGCAAACUCUUUGGAAUCAGUUGAGACCUUCAAGUACGCUAAAUUGCAACCUCCUUCAGCUGAAAUGUUUGAGACCUCAAAGGCUGCAGAGCCCUCACAUGGAUUAUACUCUUCUGCUAGAAACAAAAUCUCAGCAUCCACCUGCAGUCCCCCUGAAGCAGAACAAGUGGAUGGCAACUCAAAGGAUGAACUAGUGGACUCAGCCCCCUCCUUCUUCACAAUGCUGCCGGAGUUCUCUUCUACGAAAGAGAGCUCCUCAAAUCCCACUACAGGGUGCCCUCUAUCUGACACAAGCCUACUAGUCUCACUGCAGUCAGGGGAGGUUGUUGGAGCAGAAACAUCUCAUAUCGCAAAUCAUUCCCUGUCAACAGAAACUUCAUUGAUUGCUAAGAUCGUGCACACUGGCGAUGCUCAAGAAAUUGUGGUUGUUGGAGAGGAGGCUCAUAUUAGUGGAGACUGGUCCAAUAUGCAUCUGAAUCAGAAUUACCUCCUGCAACGAGAGGACGGCAGUGUCUGCGAGGCUGCUAUUGUUAACGAGCUAUCAACUGGGGAACCAAAGUUGUAUGAAGAAAGUAUUCAGGCAGGUAUCGAGCUGGGUUCUCAACCAGUGGAGGUGUAUGAAUUAUGUGGCUUGGUGGAGGAGGUUGCAGAGGAAACGGUCUGCGUCGGCAGUGGCGUGCCGAUACCUCACUCUCCAGGAUACGAGGUGAAUUUAUUCAACGCCUUAUUGGAAAACACUGACGAGGACUUCGAACCAACUAUUCAUACAGUUGGUGAAAAUGACACCAUCAUAAUUUCCCAACAGCCUUUGCCUUCAUCUGGUGACGAUUCCCAUAAUUUGUCCAUACAGAAUGCAGGAGUAGCUGCUGUGGGACACCAUUUAGUUCUAAAUUCCAACCAAGCGGUUGAAGUGGCACACUCAAGUGAAGUUUGUUUAGUUCAAGUAACUGCCGUUACAUCUGACUCAUUCACUGUUGAACAGACAGGCACCACAACACAAACUGGGACGCCCUGUUCACAAGUCAGUGCAGCACAGUCAGAGUUAAUGGAGGUGAGUGAUUCAGCUGCAGUUCAAACUGUUUAUCCAAAGCAAGAAGCAGAAAUAACAGCUGGUUCCUUAUCCCUCCUGUCCCCACUGGUCACUAGUGUAGACACAGGGAUACAGUCGCCUACUGCUGUCUCUUUACACAUUUCUUGUGUAGAAAAUCAGACUUCAGGAUUCACUGUUGUAAGUGCCAUCAAUCCUGAUGUCUGCCCUAAUGAAGGAACCAAAGUUUCUCCUCCUUUGACUCAGUCACAGAGUAUUCAGAAUAUUGUCGUAGACAGCAAACCAGAGGUAUUCUGCACCACUUACUCCACUGGUGUUUUAAGUCCAAAGCUGCUUCUGCUGAAACCUGGAGAAGCUCCUCUUCUGAAACAUCCCCCCUCCCUCUUUGCAAAAAUGUCUAAACAACCGAAUGCAGACAGCAAGUUGACCCAUGCUCACGGAUCUUUGUCUGGCACAGUAUCUGAGGACGGCCUUCCCCCAACUGUCUCAACAGCAGAGCCUCUCCCUGCACCUCCAUCUCUCUGCAGCUUGAACGAUCAGACCCAGAUGUCUGUCAGUAAAAUGUCUGAGGUAGCAGCUCCUGUAGAAGUUCAGCAGCUGGCUUUGAGUGGGACAACCUCACGUCAGUUUGGGCAGACUGAUUCAGUCACCCCCACAGCUUCAACAGUCACAUCUGAGGGCUCACCUUUACUCAACACAUCAUCAAGCAAUGAAGAUCUCACUCCUCAAACUGUUGCAGUACCCCUUGAAACCACCCCAGUUGCUACAUCUCAUGCAAAAGACACGCUUAUGGCUGCAGAGAAAGAGGAACCAAUCGUCAGUCUGUCCACCAAUCCCAGUGACUCCAACAGCUACCCGGAUGAUGUAGAGGAAGAGAGUGAUGAUAUGGAUCAGGACGAUCCGGUGGAAGAAGGUGAGGUCCAUGAGGACAUCUCGGGACAGGUUAGCAGUGCAGAGGAGGACAGUGAUGAUGAGCCAGAUCCCGACAGAAACGAGAUGACUACUCCAAGCUCCUCACACAAGCAUGGACAGAGCAGGACAGACAAACAGGCACUGUUCCUGAAGGUGCGUCGGUGGAUUGCGGAUAGAGUCACCAUCAAUUCCUCUCCUGCCUCACCCUCCACCUCCUCCUCGUCCUCCUUGCUCGGUCCCUCGUCCACCUCUGACUGGGCAUCAUCCCGGCGGGAGAAGUCGUCGCCUCUCAGAGGUCCCCAUGGCCAGUUUGUUUCUCCUUCCUCUAUCGGCUACACUUCCUCCUCCUCCUCCCCACCUGACCAGACCAACCCUCAGCGGUCCCGUGGAGAACGUCUCACUGACAUGGCAGAGUUGGCCAAGCACGAAGCAGAUAUUGAACAUCGAUCUCAGGCUCUAAAACGAGAAGGUUUCUGGUCAAUGAAGCGUCUCACUCGUCUAACGGAGCCACCGCGACCCAAAGUUCACUGGGAUUACUUGUGUGAGGAGAUGCAGUGGCUCUCUGCUGACUUUGCUCAAGAGAGGCGGUGGAAGAGAGGGGUGGCGAGAAAGGUGGUACGAAUGGUGAUGCGCCACCACGAGGACCUGAGGCAAAAAGAAGAGAAAGCCAAAAGAGAUGAGCAUGCCAAAAUCAGGAGAGUAGCUUCUUCUAUUGCAAAGGAAGUGCGGGCGUUCUGGAGCAACGUAGAGAAGGUGGUACAGUUCAAGCAGCAGUCCCGACUGGAGGAGAAGCGGAAGAAGGCUCUGGACCUUCAGCUCGACUUCAUUGUUGGUCAAACCGAGAAAUACUCGGACCUCCUCAGUAAAUCCUUGGCACCCGUCAGGCCUGCUGAAACCACUGUGUCACCACAAAAGUCUCUGCCACCUCCCGUUGAUGAGGAAGACCGAGACUUUGAGCCUUUGUGUGAAGAGGAUGAUGAUGAAGAGACCAUAGAAGUGGAGGAGCAGCAGGAGGGCAACGAUGCAGAGAGCCAUCAGAGGGAGAUUGAACUGCUGAAGGAAGAGGGCACGCUGCCUCUGGACCAGCUGCUCAGCACGCUUAAGCUCCCACCUCCAGAGGACUCCGGCUCAGAUGAUGAAGGCUCCAAUGAAUCAUCAUCUUCUUCAGAGGAGGAAGAGGAAGACCGGGAGUUCACUGCUAACGAUGAGGAUGCUGAGGAUGAGGAAGACACUAUAGCAGCCCAAGAAAGGGUAGAAGGAAAUGUCAAUCAUGCUGAAGAACUGGAUGACCUGGCUAAAGAGGGAGAUUUAAGUCUGGAAGAGCUACUGGAGAAGUACAAAGGAGCUUAUGCAUCAGACUUCGAGGCUCCUUCUGCUUCUGUGUCUAAAGGAAGCUCUGAUUCUGAGGUGUCUGGGGACGAGGAGGUGGAGAAUGAAGAAGACGAGUGUGAUGUGGAGAGCAACUCUUCUUCCUCCGAUUCAGCUGGAGACAGUGCAGAUGAUGAGACCGACAAUGAUGAUGGGGAGUGUGAUGAAGAGGAUAAUGAGUGUGAAGAUGAAGGGAUGGAGCUUCUGCUGAAAGAGGGGGGCCUCAGUCCGCCUUCCUCCAGCUCUCGGCCAAAGAAAGAGAUCAGCCAUAUAGCUGCGACUGCAGAGAGCCUCCAGCCUAAAGGUUACACUCUGGCUACCACAAAGGUCAAGACCCCCAUCCCGUUCCUGCUACAUGGCACACUGCGAGAAUACCAGCACAUCGGGCUGGACUGGCUAGUCACCAUGUAUGAGAAGAAACUCAACGGGAUUCUGGCUGAUGAGAUGGGUCUGGGUAAAACCAUCCAGACCAUCGCUCUGCUGGCUCACCUCGCUUGUGAAAAAGGAAACUGGGGUCCCCAUCUUAUUAUUGUUCCCACUAGUGUGAUGCUAAACUGGGAGAUGGAGCUGAAGCGCUGGUGUCCAGGCUUUAAAAUCCUCACCUACUUUGGCAGUCAAAAGGAGAGAAAGCUGAAGAGACAGGGCUGGACAAAACCUAAUGCCUUCCAUGUGUGCAUAACUUCCUACAAGCUGGUUCUGCAGGAUCAUCAGGCCUUCAGACGAAAGUCUUGGCGCUAUUUGAUCCUCGACGAGGCUCAGAACAUUAAAAACUUCAAGUCACAGCGAUGGCAGAGCCUGCUGAACUUCAACAGCCACCGGCGACUGCUGUUGACAGGAACCCCUCUGCAGAACAGCCUAAUGGAGCUCUGGUCACUCAUGCACUUCCUGAUGCCCCACGUCUUCCAGUCUCACCGCGAAUUCAAGGAGUGGUUUUCCAACCCGCUGACGGGAAUGAUCGAGGGGAGUCAGGAGUACAACGAGGGCCUGGUGAAGAGGCUCCACAAGGUGCUGAGACCAUUUCUGCUCAGGAGGAUCAAGGCAGACGUCGAGAAGCAGAUGCCCAAGAAAUACGAGCAUGUGGUUCGCUGUCGCCUCUCCAAGAGGCAGAGGUUUCUCUAUGACGACUUCAUGGCUCAAGCCUCGACUCGGGAAACACUGGCCAGCGGUCACUUCAUGUCUGUGAUUAACAUCCUCAUGCAGCUCCGUAAGGUGUGCAACCAUCCUAACCUGUUUGACCCUCGUCCAAUCCAGUCGCCCUUCAUUACGCAGCCCAUUAUUUUCCGCACAGCCUCCCUGGUGCAGGACGCUCUGGAUGUUCCUCCUCUAAAGCGCUGCGAUCUUUCCAUGUUUGAUUUUGUUGGCUUGGAGAGUCGCGUGUCCCGUUACCAGGCAGAUGCCUUUCUACCUCGCCACAAGGUCAGCCGCCAGCUAAUCCAGGAGAUAGUGGAGUCUCCUGAACCCCCUCCGAGACCUAAACCGGUCCGCAUGAAAGUCAACAGAACGUUUCAACCACCUCCCAAAGGUGAUAAUCGAUCCGUUGUGCUGAUGAACAAACCCACCUGCUCAGUUCCGCCUGCAGCUCAGACCCCUAAAUCCCCUCCGGUCUCCGAGAUCUCCUCAGCUCCAGCACCUCCUCCUGCAGUUCAGCAAGUGGUGUGUUCUGUGGCCUCCAUACCCCCACCUCGCCUUCUGGUGAAUCCUGCUCCUCAAACAGCUGUGAGAUCCAGCACCCCAAAACCAGUGUUGACUGUGAGACCUCCCAGUGUUCCUGGUGCAGCCAGUGUUCCAGCUCACCCAAGUCCAAACCCCGGCAGCAUCAUGCCCCAGCGAGUUUUACUCAGUCCUGACAUGCAAGCAAGGCUGCCUUCGGGUGAGGUGGUGAGCAUUGCCCAGCUGGCCUCUUUAGCAGGGCGACCGGUGUCAUCGUGUCAGGGUAGCAAACCCGUCACCUUCCAGCUUCAAGGAAACAAACUGACUCUGUCUGGAGCUCAUAUCCACAAAGUCCCAGCAGCUGUCCCACGCCCUGUUCAAGGUAAUGUGAUGCACCUGGUGUCUAGUGGGGUGCAGCAUCACCUCAUCAGCCAGCCUGCUCAACUGACUGUGCAGACAACAACCAGUGCACAUGCUGCAAACACACCUGCUGCUUCUUCUGUAAACAAGCUGCCACUCAGUGCCUCACCUCAAGUAUCCUCUUCUAUGGUGAGCAGCCCUGGAGUGGUGAAGAUCGUUGUACGUCAGUCAGCAGGCAAGGAGGGCGGACCCGUGCCCACGCUGGCAGUGGCCCCUUCCCCACGUGUUGCUCCCCAGGCACCAGCCCCAUCCCUGCACCCACACACUAACACUACACCUGUCAGAAACACAGUGCCGCUACAAAUUGCCCCACGCACACCUGGUCCUGCUACUGCCCACUACACCAUAGCUCCUCCCAGACACCCAGGUUCAACCCCAAACCAGCCCCAAGCCCCCCGUCCUGUUCUCAAAGUAGUGCAGCCACCUCCACCCAGUACAGUGCAGCCAGUUCCACCUCAAGCAGCUGCAUCUGUGUCCAAGUCCUCAGCAGCACCACGGGACAGUACCAGCAGCUGUCAAACACCAGUUUCCACAAAGUCGAAGCCCACUGUGCGUCCAAAACCUAAACCUCCACCCAGGAGGCUACCCCGUCCACCUCCUCGCUCACCUUUCUAUGUGCCAUGGCUAUCUGAAAGCCUCAAACAGCAGCACCAGAGCCGACUGGAUUUCAUCUGUCAGGUCAACGAACGCCGAUGUGGAGCAAAACCUGUGUAUGGUCGAGAGGUUCUGGACUUUCUGACUUUUCUUCCCGGUCCUGAUCCAUCCCCGGCAAUGCCGAAGGUUGCCGGGGAGUGGAGCCGCUCAGGCCACAGCAGCUGUUUGUUCACAUGUUGGCAAAACAGGAACAACCACUGGUUUCAGAGUUCUGCUUUAAGUGGAGCCAUCAACGGCAUCGAGGAAAGACUGGAGCUCCUCAGUGAAAUAAUAGACCGGUUUGUUUUUGCGAUUCCUCCUGUGGAGGCUCCUCGGAUCUCCAUGCACUGCUGCCAUCCUUCGCCAUCUCUAAGCCACAAACAGGCAGUCUUCUCCUCUGUGCUAUCAGCUCAGGUCGCUCCGCUCACCUGCAGCCUCCACCGCAUCCAUUGCAACAUGAGGACUCAGUUCCCUGACCUGAGACUAAUUCAGUAUGAUUGUGGUAAACUUCAGACUCUCCACACUUUGCUAAGAAAACUGAAGUCUGGAGGCCACAGAGUGCUGAUCUUCACUCAGAUGACGCGUAUGUUAGAUGUGUUGGAGCAAUUUCUCAACUACCACGGGCACAUCUACCUCCGUCUGGAUGGCAGCACCCGAGUGGAGCAGAGACAGGCCCUGAUGGAGCGCUUCAAUGCAGAUAGACGCAUCUUCUGCUUCAUUUUGUCUACUCGAAGUGGGGGUGUUGGAGUUAAUCUGACGGGGGCUGACACUGUAGUCUUCUACGACAGCGACUGGAAUCCCACCAUGGACGCCCAGGCACAAGACCGCUGCCACCGUAUCGGUCAGACCCGAGAUGUCCACAUCUACAGGUUGAUCAGUGAGCGUACAGUGGAGGAAAACAUCCUGAAGAAGGCCAACCAGAAGAGGAUGCUGGGAGAUAUGGCCAUCGAAGGAGGAAACUUCACCACAGCUUUCUUCAAAGAGCAAACCAUUCGAGAGCUGUUUGAUGUGAACGACGGAGAGAAGAGAGAGGUGGCUGUGGAGCUAUCGGUGCCUCAAGCUGAUGAAGAGGAAGGUGUCAACAAGCAGAACACCACCAUCCUGGAGCAGGCACUGUGUCGGGCAGAGGAUGAGGAGGACAUUGUGGCAGCUUCUCAGGCUAAAGCGGAGCAGGUGGCUGAACUGGCAGAGUUUAAUGAGAACAUACCGCUGGAUGACGGAGGAGAGCAGGAGGAGGUGGAGGAGCUCUCUAAGGCCGAGCAGGAAAUAGCUGCUUUGGUGGAACAGCUCACUCCCAUUGAACGAUACGCCAUGAACUUCCUUGAAGCCUCUUUAGAAGACGUCUGCAAAGAGGAGCUGAAGCAGGCUGAGGAGCAGGUAGAAGCUGCCAGGAAAGGCCUGGACCAGGCCAAGGAGGAAGGUCUCCUGCUCCACCCUUCAUCGGAUGUAGACGAUGACGACUUCUUAUCAAUCCCCACAUCUUCUGAGCCCGCUCAGCCAGCUCCUGCUCGUCGUGGACGUAAACCCAAGGACAAGACGCUCACCUCCACAAGGACAAGUGGUCGACUUCGUGGCGCGUCACCUGAAACAGAGCCUGAGCCAAAAGAAGUGCCUGAAAGACUUCGCAGUAGUCUGAGAGGACGAGGUGCUGGUGCUGUGUCGACCCCUCGCACAGAUCAUAAAACCUCCUCAGCAAACAGAGUUCAAGAUUCAUCAAAACCUUCAAAGGGUUUGUCUCCUGCCAGAGAUCAGCAGGCCAUAAAAACCCGGACUCAGCCAACUCGCUCCCAUCACAGCCCAGUGCCUUCGCCGUCUACGAGCGUUCCUCCUGCAGGGAAACAACAUGCUGGGGAGCCUGACGGCAGGAACUUCAAAACGGGCAGAGAGGAGAAGGAGAGGAGAAUGUCUGAGUCCUCUCUGGACUCCAGCUGUGCAGCAGACCAUCUGAACAAGGACUACGAUGAGAAAGAGCACAGCUCCAGAUCUCCUCGCAAGCGUCAGUCAGCCGACGGCGAGGUGCUACGGGGCCUGAUGGACGACUCCCCAUCAGCCAAAGUCUUGCGGAAGCUUCCAGGGAGGCUGGUCACUGUGGUGGAGGAAAAGGAGCCCCAGAGGAGGAGACAGAGGGGGGGUGGAACUGGAGGCUCUACAGAGGAGGCAACAAUGAAGGAGAAUGUUGCUGAAAAUGCUGAAGAACCAAACCAAGACAACACCCCACAGAGUCCUGAUGGAAAGACUAAAGUGACUGUUGAUGGAUCUCCUCAGGAUCAAGAGUCCACCCCGAGUUCUGCUGUCCACCCACAGCUGGUCCGAGGCUACCCUCCGUACUCCCCCCCACAUCUGUCCCCUGACAUGCCCGUUCUCAGAAACCUCCCCGUGCGACGCAGGCUCGAGACAGAAUCCCGCAUGGCCGCUCAGCUUGGAGAACAGCAGCAGCUCUCUUUGGGCCGAGGACGAGGAGCAACCUUAUCUAAGAAGGUAGACCCCUCUCCAGGCAAAGACAACUCCUCAGCUUCCACAGUAUCCAGCGGGAUUUCCUCCAUGAUGCCUCUGAAAAGAAAGCGGGGCCGUCCCCCGAAGACUCCUUCUAGUGUACUUGAGACUGACAGCAGUGUGAUUCCUUCACCCUCCUUACCAGGAGAAGAAAAGAACCCCCCUCUGUCCCCAAAACGUAAGAGGGGCCGUCCCCGUAAAGACACCACAGCCACAGCAGACGCUGUUAGUGAAGCACAGAGCUCUGACACUAAAACAGAACAGGGAGUCCCAUCAGAGACUCAGGCAGCACAUCAAGACGCUCAGUCCACCAAAGCUGGAGAAACGACGAACGUUUCAUCUCUUGAUCCAGUUCCAGCUCAGACGUCUGAAACAAACUUGGAUCAAACUCUCACACCUGUCUCUGCUCCACCCUGCACACCACCUACCCCCCAGCUGUCUUCACCCCUUCCUGUUCCUGCCUUCACCACAGCAUCCACAAGCUCUGCUCCACCCCCAGGUCAGCACACAUCCCCCCUAGGUACUUUAGAAUCAUCUGUCCCAGGGUCCACGUGUCCCACUGUUACUGUCGCCACUUCAGUUCCACCCAGUUCAUCAGCCUCUGAGAGACAAACUACAGUUGUUUCCACAAGUGCUGCAGAGCCAGAUUCCUCUUCAGUAUCUGUAAAAUCCACAGAACCAGAAUCUAAACCCGCCACAGAUGCUAGCCCCCGACCAGCUGUGUCACCCUCAGCAGAGCCUUCUACAACCAUAACAGCUACAGUAGCACCACAAACACAAAGUGUUCACACUACAGAGGAAUCAGAACAUUCUGCUUCUUCCACCUCACUAACUGGAAGCUCCACUACUCUAAUUGGUCCGGAGGUUACAGCCACAACUUUGACUCCAGUAGAAACAACCGAUGCCGACCCAUUAGACAACACGUCAGUAAAAACAGAACAAACAAGUUUGUUAAACCCAACUGUGUCUGAUGAGGCGUCUGCUGCACCACCUGAAGAAACAACAGCUACACCUCCUGAGCAACAUGAGACUCCAUCAGCUAAAGAACAGACUAAUAGGACCACAGUAGUUCCAGCAUCACCACCACCACCAGAUACAGCUGCUGAGGAUUCAUCAGAGCUCGAGAAGUCUUCAGUAGCGUCUCCUGCUCCACCCAGUCCAACCACACUGUCUGUCAGUGAUGCAGCUGCUCUGCCAACUCCAACAGAACAAGUCCAACGAGCUUCUUCCACCUCCACCUCCACUAUCCACACUCCAAUAGCAGUAGCAACCUCUACAGAAGCUCCUUUAACAGUUGACGCAACAUCGCCCCCGGAACAACCACAUACAAAGACAACAAACAUAGCAGCUACACAAAUAACCGCAGAGACCUCUGAGGUCACCUGUCCACAGGAACAGAACCCACCUUCCACCCAUGGUUCAGAGGAGACGUCAGAACCAGCUCCUGCAGAGGCUCUGCCUUCUGCCGCCACACCUGCUGAUUUAUCUGAAACUGAAUCUAUACAGCGGGUAACUAAGCACCAGUCUGAGGAAGAGAUGUUUGUUGAUGCUGUGGAAAAAUCUAACGAAGUGGCGAUAAAGCCCAGUGUGUUUGAGUCCCAGACUAAACGAAGAAGAGAGGAGAGUUUGUCUGAGACAAAAGAGUCCAGCAAAGAUGGAGAAGGAGAGACAAAAGCUAUUCAUCAGGAAGUUAAGCGAGAAAAUCAAGAUCAGAAGAGACCCCUCAGCCGCCAGAGUAGUCAGGAGUCUGUGCGCUCAUCUUCACCAUCAUCUGGGAGCUCUUCAUCAACCCUCACCCGGCACGCUCACCAUAAGAAGACUUACGAGAACAGACAUCCUGUCAAGAGAAGGCGGGUGGACGUCACCUCUGAGGGAAAGACUGAGGAGAAAGAAGAAGAUGGGGCAAAGAAAAGGGAAGGUGAAGAAAUGGAGACCAUUCCUGUGCCAUCCCACAGGAAGCGGUCAAGGUCAUCCUCUUCCUCCUCUGACUCGGACAGCAGUGAGAGCAGGAAGCGUCUGACGCGCUCUGCCAAACGCCGGCUCCAGGAUGAGGAGAAGGAAAAGGGCAACAAGGCCCGGAAGGGAGAGAAACCUGUACGCAGUUCAGACAGGAAUGCCUCACACAACACCACCUCUACGGGAGGGGAGUCUGGAAGCGACACGUCCUCCGUUAGGAUCAUCAGGAAAUCUGCAGGAUCUCAGUCAUCACAGGACAGUAAAUCACAGACCAACAAUACACCCCCGCUGCCUCCUGAGCCUGAGGUUCUGGGGAAAAGGUGCUCAGCUCUGAAUGCUGCUGCCAAGCUGUUAGCAAUGAAAGGUAGGGUGGAUACUCCAGGUCACACAACUCGGAAAGAUCCUGGAGCCAAGUCUGCGGCUUCCUUUGACAAGAUCCAAAAGCCCAAACAUGUCCUGCCUCAGAGUAAUUCUGUAAAUUCCAAUAACGAUAAGAGCAAGAGUAUCAAACCUUCAACACCUGAGCAGACGAGCCGCCCUGCAGCUCGCUCCACCAGACAGUGUCCGGGCGCGCUGGUUCCUCCUCUAGAAAUCGAGUACAAGAGACCCAAAGUGGAGGACAAGGACAGCAGCAGUAAGUUGAGAGGAAAAGAAGCAGAGACGGAGACGAGGUCUUCAUCACGAGGCCACAGUGCCUGCAGCAGCAUGAGCAGCGACGGUGAGGGCGACUGCGGCGGGCGCAGGAGCAGGAGUCGCAGCAGCAGCAACAGCAGCCAGCACACCCUCAGCCUCAGCUCCCAGAAUACAGAGCGCCGGGGUUCCCGGGCUGCCUCCUCUGGCAGUGAGCGAGACAGGGACCGCAGCCCUGAGCACGGCAAGAGCCACAGUAAACAGGACAAGCGGAACCAGAAGGAAAGCAGGAGGGGCCAGAAGCUCUCGCAGGAGGUUUCCAGUAGUUCGGGAACAGAGGGGACACCGGACAGAGUGCUGAGGAGUGUCGCAGCACUUGCAGCAGUGCAGGCCCGCUCACCAGCUGCAAGCACCCGCUCCUCCUCCAAUCAACAACGCAACAAGACAUGAUCGGAGUGCCAAAGAGAAACAAACCGAAGCGAGGGUGUUGCAGAGAGCAUGUCCUGACCUCUGAGGCUGCUGCACGGGAAGCAAGCCCUGCAGAAGUCUGACACGGAGCUGGUCUCCUCUCUAGCUCAGAGACUGACAGCAGGGUGGAAGCGCCGGAAUACUGGACUGACUGUAAACAUGCAGGCUGAGGCGCUGCAGGGGAUCAGUCCUCCAUCAGGGGCCGAGGCCAGCAAGUUCCCAUGAUGCUCUGUAAUUAUUAGAGACUGGAACCCUGAAAUGGGACUUUACUGCUCCUCUGGUCAGAGCAACACAUGGAGUCAUUUGUGUGACAUUUAAACCUAUGAGUGAUGAGUUGUCUUGUAAGUGGGAGGGUCUAGAAGGUUUGCUUUUGCAAAGCUUCAUCAACUGUCCUGAUUUUGGUUCGGUGGAGUCAGUUAAGUUAUGCAUAUUUUUGAUUUCUUCCAUGACAGAACAAGAACAGGUCAGUGUGCUGGGCCCCCUUUUCAUGUCAUUUCUGUUCAGAGGAUUGAGUUCAAAUCCAGCCUUGAAUUUCUCAUUUUUGCACAUUCAGAAGAAAAACUGUGCCCUCUGCUUAGUGAGCUCGUUACAGUGUAGCGACACAUUUGUCAGUUAAAUGAUCCUUAGUGUCUUGCAGUGUUCACCUGGUUUAAAAAAAAAGGAAUGGUCUUACAACUGGUCUCCAGAGACAAUAGAUCUUCUCUCCAAUCUUCCACAGACCGCUGAAGUCAUGUAUUUAUGCUGGAAAGGAAAGUGUGUGGAGGAACAGUGCCUCUUUGGCUUAAUGGUUUCCAGCCUGCCGUUGCCUUGAGAAGCAUCCAGUGUGGCAGUGUUGAGCCUCGUUUUAUAAAAACUAAAUCCAUCAAAAACCCAACAAAACACGUCUAUUAGUGCUGGUUUGUGCCACCUGAUGUUUUUCAUUAUGAGUUUCUUGGUUCAUGUAGAAAAUAAAAUCCUGGGACAAAAUCUGUGAAUAAAGUGGCCGCUUCAGCUCCAGGUGACUGUAAAUUGAUUUAAUUUUGGCAGGAGUAGCUGGUUCCUGGUGAUGGUCUUUUGUUUGAUUUGGUGCAUUCCUUUGACCCCUUGUAAUUCCACAUUGUUUUACUUGAAAAAUUAAGACAAUUACAGUUGAAUAAAAAGAGUGAUUUUU